Drosophila navojoa is the source of this 387-nucleotide messenger RNA. RefSeq lists its product as uncharacterized. The record is from RefSeq and is a predicted model, not a curated record. NCBI's taxonomy places the organism in Eukaryota, Metazoa, Arthropoda, Insecta, Diptera, Drosophilidae.
GUAGCAGCAAAUGGUGGAGCGUUCAACAAUCUUGAUCCGCAGCUCUCCGACGUGCCAGGCAAGCACAGAAGCAACACAGCUAAUCCCAGCUAUCGCAGCACUGCUGAAUCAAAAUCUGAUCACACUGUGGAUGACAAUAUUGCUUCAAUUUUCAAAACAGACUUCACGUCACGCAACCAGAAUGAAGGCAAUGAAGCUCAAGGAUCCAAAGACCCCAAGGGCAAGGCCGUAAUUACUGAACCGGAAUCGAUUGGGGAACGUAACCUAUUUGACACAAACCCCAUAUGCACCGAAGGAACCGAACUACGGGGCGGACGCUGUCGCCACAAAGCCUGAAGCAGAGCCUAGUUAGCUAAACAAACUUAGACUAUUUCUAUGAUUGGAUAU